CACGCCUGUAUCUCAUCUCUUGCCCGCUAUCAGAAAAUCAGGGGCCUCGGCCAAAGUGUUCCAAGAGACCCAGAAACCCUCACACUGGCGCGUCUUUUGUGCCCGUGCAUUGAUAUCAUGUUCCGUCUCAUCUACUGUCCCCUACUUGACCCGUCCCCACCCCCUACUAGUGUAGCUAUUUUUCGCUAUUGUGCAUUAUUGUGGAUUAUUUUCCACUAUUUCUAUCACAUCUAUUGACCCCCCUGAGAUCUUCAUUGGUGCCCGCAAACGCCUUCAUUGGAGAGCUCUUUGUAGGGGGGCCGUCGAUCGCGCCUCCACUCCAUCCAUGAAAUCUCUUGGCCUGUGAACUCACUGAGGUUCCAGCUCUCAAAUAAUGGGGAAUCCAGCUCCACAAAGCCCAUUAGCACGUCAGCCCUGUCGCACUUAAAUGAAGGCAAACCCCAGACAGUCUCAGGUCUAUUUCUUCGUCUGAUCCUCAUAUGGUCUCCAACGUCGGUAUCGGAUUCCCACCGUCGAUAACAGACCACAUGGUGCCUGACGACCCGCCAUCAUGAGAUCUCCCCCGCCAGAAGUCCUGGCAUCGUGGCCGAAGCCGAAUUAUGUCGACCCGCAACGUAGGGGGAACGAGGGCGUCAUCGUGCAAGCCAUACUCGUCGUCCUCGUCACGGCAAUAGUUAUCAUACGUCUAUAUGCGAGGAUUGUUAUUACGAGGGCCGGCAUUGGUUUGGAUGAUGCCAUGAUCAUCAUUUCUUGGGUGUUCGCGAUGGGCCUGACUGCCAGUGUUAUGCUCGCUAUCAAACGAUAUGGUUGGGAUAUACAUGUCUGGGAUCUUCCACCAAAAGAUAUGGUUACCAGCCGGAUGAUUAGUUGGGCGAGCAUGGUCCUAUACAUGACAACCGCGUCUCUUGCCAAAGCGUCCAUCCUCGUCUUUUAUCUACGAAUUCUUGUCGCCAAGAUCGAUAAAAUAGUCACCAAAAUCACCCUCGGAGUCGUUGUCGUCUACUACAUAGCCGCCUUCUUAAUUCUCUGUCUCCAGUGCCGACCCCUCCAGCAUUACUGGGAAAUCCUAAUCCCUAAAUCCGCCGGCACCUGCAUCGACGAGAGCAUACAUAUGAUCACCAGCGCCGCUUUCAACAUCCUCAUAGAAAUCGUCAUCUUCCUCAUCCCGCUCCGCUCUCUCUUCGCCCUCCGAAUCCGCACAACCCAGAAAGUCCACCUCAUAUCCCUGUUUUCCGCUGGACUGCUUGUCAUCGCCGCCUCCACAGUCCGGCUGGUGUAUGUAGUCAUCAUCAUGCGGAAAUCGUACGACGUGUCGUGGUACGGCUACGCCGGCUGGCUGUGGGCGUCGAUCGAGGUACAUGUAUCAAUCAUCUGCGCGUGCGUGCCAUCUUGUCGCGCCUUCUUCGUGGCGUGGAACCGUUCAUCGAGUAAGGGCGGGAGCAAGACGGGGGGGCCGAGUGGCACGUAUCCGAGUGGGGCGGGGAGAAGCUAUAAUAAUAUCGAGGACGAUGUGAUGGGACUGACAGAUAGGCGCUUGGGGACUCAGGCGAUGGUGUCGGCACGGAGUAGGAGGAGUGAGAGCGAGGAGGAUAGCAUGGAGGGGACGAAAGGCGUUACGAUACAGAUGGAGGUGAUGCAGUUUGAGGAGGAAUACCAAAAGGAGGUACGGAAGAGCCGCGCGCAGAACAGUAAAGCAUAAGAGACUCAGGGCUGGAGUUGGGGAUUGAAAAUCACGCUGUGCGGACCUUGGCAAUCCCGAGUAAAUUAUUUGAUGUUGGGUUCAGCACUGGAGCUUGGGAAUGAAUGGGUAUCCAGGCCCUGGGAUAGACGCCAGAGGCCUUUUUGUUUAUUAUGUAGAUUAGAGCGAUGUCUCUACGCCAUGCGGCAGUAAAAUAUAAUCAUAAAAUAUAAU
Molecule: messenger RNA, 1912 nt
Organism: Pseudogymnoascus verrucosus
Lineage: Eukaryota; Fungi; Ascomycota; Leotiomycetes; Thelebolales; Thelebolaceae
Exons: 4
Coding region: 551-1699 (382 amino acids)
Source: RefSeq, a predicted model, not a curated record